UUUGCCUUCAUUCCUUCUCCAUCACUAAAUUAUGCUCUUUGCCUCCUUAUCAUCAGUUUUGUUCACAACUUUUGCUAUAUUAGAUUUUGCUAAGGACAAAGCUUCAGAAAUUUCUCUUCUGCAAUUAGGGUUUCCCUUUUGAGUGGCUUCAUCAGUAGUGGUAAAGAACUUUUUUGUUACUUUUGUAACCAGUUUUCUGAGAAGAAGGUAAAAAAAGGUACUUCACUUUUCAUUCUUCUCAUCAGAGAAUUAAACCUAGAUCACACAUACAGCUUAGAGAGGAAAUAUGGCUUCAUCCAGCUGCUACAACUCCCCUUGUGCUGCCUGCAAAUUCCUUAGGAGAAAGUGUCUGCCUGGUUGCAUCUUUGCACCUUAUUUCCCACCUGAGGAGCCACAUAAGUUUGCCAAUGUCCACAAGAUCUUCGGGGCCAGCAAUGUGACCAAGCUUCUAAACGACCUCCUCCCUCACCAGAGAGAGGACGCCGUCAGCACUCUGGCCUACGAAGCCGAGGCCAGAGUUAGAGAUCCUGUUUAUGGGUGUGUUAGCGCGAUCACCUUCCUCCAAAGGCAAGUCGAGCGCCUCCAGAAGGAGCUCGAUGACGCUAAUGCGGAUUUACUCCGCUAUGCUUCUUGCAAUGACGUGUCCGCGCCACCAGUUAUUGGCCCUCAGGAAAUUGGCUCAUCACUUCAUAACAUGACACUUAGUAGGAGAAUGGGGUAUGAUCACGGAGGAGGUUAUCAUUUCCCUUAUCCUCCCUCAUCAUGGAAUGAUCAAAACCCUUCUGGAGGAGGAGGAAAUAUUUGAGCCUAAUUUAUAGAGGGUUCAUGUUUCUUGGUCAUUUGAAAGAAGUUCUGUGCUUUUUAACUAUCACUACUACUACUACCACUAGUGCUAUGGUUUUCUAGCUAGUCCUCCUCACAUGCAAUUUCCUAGCUAGACCAUUGAGUCACUAUGGCGAAAAUUUGGGAUUUUUAGACUUUUAGUAGUUGCGUGCUGCUAGAAAAAAAGUCAUUCUCUAAGUGUUUUAUGACUAUAAUGUGUCAUCUUCAGAGACUACCUAAGAGGUGGAGGUAACUCUAUGGCUGCUAUAUCUUCUGUUUGUGUUACUUUUAUUUGAGAGUACUCUAGAAAAAUGUCUAUGUGAAGAGUCCUAUUUUAUGGGAUUUGCUUAUAUUAAUAGUAAUAAAUUAUUUCAUGUCAUUGUAAAAGGAGAUUCUCACUAGCACGAGUAUGUAGGUAAUUAAAUAGAUCCUA
Lycium barbarum (goji berry) is the source of this 1255-nucleotide messenger RNA. RefSeq names its product protein LATERAL ORGAN BOUNDARIES-like. The coding region runs from base 287 to 805 and encodes 172 amino acids. NCBI's taxonomy places the organism in Eukaryota, Viridiplantae, Streptophyta, Magnoliopsida, Solanales, Solanaceae. The record is from RefSeq and is a predicted model, not a curated record. The transcript is spliced from 2 exons.